This is a messenger RNA of Ornithodoros turicata, 1748 nucleotides long. Its product is annotated as alpha-(1,3)-fucosyltransferase C-like. Bases 200 to 1495 code for a protein of 431 amino acids. The record is from RefSeq and is a predicted model, not a curated record. The transcript has 2 exons. Gene Ontology annotation, molecular function: fucosyltransferase activity. Gene Ontology annotation, cellular component: membrane. Lineage: Eukaryota; Metazoa; Arthropoda; Arachnida; Ixodida; Argasidae.
GCCCUAACAGCGAAUUCAGGCAUUAUCAUAUUUAUGGAUACAAAAGGCGUGUACAUAUUGCAAGGGUAAUGUGGCUUGUGGCCACUGUACCUAGUGGUGGAAGAGGAAGAAUUUACGGUGACAUGAGCGGGGCACGCAGUAGCUGUUUCACUUAUUCUUUUCCCUUUCCUUCUGCACAUAAUUGUCUGCGAAAGACUUGAUGCAACGACGUGAGAAUUCCCGUUCAAGAACCAUCGCCUGUUGUGAUGCCUUCUGCAGAGACCUCAAUGGUCCAAAUCAUGGCACGAUCAACACUUUUGCGCAGAUCAUGGCACGAAGUCCACGAUGGGCACUGCGGAUACUCGUACUCGUAGAAGUGGCCGCAAUAGCGCUAUGCAUCUACUGGACUGUACACCAUCCUGGAGGCGUCCCACUUCAUCGCACGCAAAUGGUGUACGGACCCAUGCCGUGGUACAGCCGGGCGUCUUCCACCAGCUUCAGCAACAUCCCCCGGACAUCCACAACGGACAUCCCCCGUAUCUUGCUGUGGACACCAUACUUCGGAUCGCGUCUGCUGGGGCUUUCUUCGCAGGACGAGAUUGAAAUUCCAGAGUGCAGUCGCCGCUGUCACGUCACUUACAACAGAGACCUUCUCUCUUCCAGCGACGCUGUAGUGUUUCACGUCAGAGACUUGAGCCUAUGGGACGUGCCCGCACGUCGUUCGCCUGCCCAAAAGUGGGUGUUUUGGUGUAUGGAAGCACCGCCCAAUUCUGGUGGCGUCGACCUCGACAGCAUGAAAUCAGUGUUCAACUGGACUAUGACCUAUCGAGCAGAUUCGGAUGUUCCUGUCGCAUAUGGAUCGCUAGAGAGAAGAGAGAAUGGUAAAGAAAUAGCAUCGAGCAGUAAGAGAAUAUGGGAACAAAAGAAUAAGACUGCAGUUUGGGUGGUCAGUAAUUGUGCCCCGCACAGCGGACGAGCAGCUUUCAUAAAAGAACUGCAGCGUUACAUUCACAUCGACAUCUACGGACGAUGUGGGACUCACAAAUGCCCCAAAGAUUCCGACGAUGCUUGCUUCCGUAAGUUUGAGUCUGAGUACUACUUCUGGCUCGCCUUAGAAAACUCACUGUGCCGCGACUACGUGACGGAAAAAUUGUUUUACGCUCUCCAGCGCGUCAUCGUACCUGUUGCACUGGGCGCUGUUAACUACAGUGCCGUAGCAGCACCGCAUUCUGUGAUUGACGCGUCUGCCUUCGAGGGACCGAAAGAGUUAGCUGAUUAUAUGGAAAACGUGAAAAGUGAUUUCCGAUUGUAUCAAAGGUACCUCGAGUGGAAGGACAGGUACGAUGUCGUCAGCUGGGAUGACAGAUUCUGUUCUCUGUGCGAAAAAUUGUAUAGUGCACACUUUAGAACUAAGUCUGCAGUGGAGGACUUGUCGUCAUGGUGGAUCAGAGACUCGGGGUGUUAUGAGUGGAACGACGAACACUGGAGAGCUCGGAGAAGGAAAGACAUCGUUUGACACGGGAACCGGACAUUUCGGUACGGGACAUUUUAUUACGGACAUUGCGGUGCACGGGUAUCUGGAGCACGGAUCUUUCGGUUUCGCGGGCAUUUCCGUCUUCUUUUCGGCGAAAGAGAAAUGGAAGAUUAAUUAUUCCCAGAACACUGAGAAACACGAAUGUGGUUUAAACACUGUGCGCCCGUAUUUCAUACCCACUCCCAGAGUGGAAAACUCCCCACUUCAUCAGAAUAUAUCUGUUGUUGUUGUUGAA